Molecule: messenger RNA, 1017 nt
Organism: Carlito syrichta (Philippine tarsier)
Lineage: Eukaryota; Metazoa; Chordata; Mammalia; Primates; Tarsiidae
Gene: TPSG1
Product: tryptase gamma 1
Biological process (GO): proteolysis
Molecular function (GO): serine-type endopeptidase activity
Source: RefSeq, a predicted model, not a curated record
CUGGACAAGAAGGGCGUGCAUGUUCUGCUGCUGAGCUGCCAGGCCCGGACGCUGCGUGGUGGCCCGGACGCCCUGGAGGCCACUCCUGGCGGGACCCUAGGACUUGACCCUCCCGCGCCUCCGUGGGGCCGCCACGUAUCUCCCUCGGGGUUCUGCAACCAGGUUUCAGAGGCAGAAGGUCAGAUUGUAGGAGGCCAUGCUGCCCUGGCCUGUUCAUGGCCGUGGCAGGCCAACCUCCGUCUGCAGCGGGUGCAUGUGUAUGGAAGGUGGGUGCUCAUAGCCACCCACUGCUUCUCUGGGUCCCCGAACUCCUUCAACUACCAGGUCCAUCUGGGAGAGCUGGCCAUCAUGUGGUCCCCCUGCUUCUCCACUGUGAGGCAGGUCAUCCUCUACUCCAGCCCCCCAGGACCACCCGGGUCCAGUGGGGACUUUGUCCUGGUGCAGCUGAGCACCCUCGUGGCCCUCACCAGCUGGGUCCUGCCUGUUGGCCUCCCUGAGGCCUCUGCUGACUUCUACCCCUCUCCCGGGACUCGGUGCUGGGUAACCAGCUGGGGCUAUAUGCAGGAGGGAGAGCCUCUGCCACCCCCAUACCACCUACAGGAGGUGGCAGUCUCUAUAGUGGACACAAAGACCUACAGCCAGGACUAUCCCAGCCCAGAGGGCAGUACCAUUCAGCCGGACAUGUUGUGUGCCCAGGACCCCAGGGACGCCUGCCAGGACAGCUCCAGAGGGCCCCUGGUCUGCCAGGUGGAUGGCUCCUGGCUUCAGACUGGCAUCAUGAGCUGGGGCAAGGGCUGUGGCCAUCCUGACCGGCUGGGGGUCAAUACCCGUGUCACUGGCUACGCGGGCUGGAUCCGCCAGCAUCGUGGGACUCAAGGUCUGGAUGGCCGGGGCUCCCCCAUCCUGGCUGGCUUAUUCCUCCCAGGCCUCCUCCUCCUGCUAGUCUCCUGUGUUCUGACAGCCAAUUGCCAGCUGCAAGUCUGGGGUCGUGCUCCCUCCCCAACCUCUGACCCCUGA